Molecule: messenger RNA, 2067 nt
Organism: Euleptes europaea (tarantolino)
Lineage: Eukaryota; Metazoa; Chordata; Lepidosauria; Squamata; Sphaerodactylidae
Product: vomeronasal type-2 receptor 26-like
Exons: 4
Coding region: 1-2067 (688 amino acids)
Biological process (GO): G protein-coupled receptor signaling pathway
Cellular component (GO): membrane
Molecular function (GO): G protein-coupled receptor activity
Source: RefSeq, a predicted model, not a curated record
AUGGUGCCUAAUGAAUCCCAUCAAUAUAUGGGAAUUAUCCAGUUGCUUCUCCACUUUGGAUGGACGUGGGUUGGGCUCUUAGCUGUGGAUGAUGAGAGUGGAGAACGUUUCCUAAAGACGAUGGAACCAUUGCUUUCCAAAUAUGAAAUCUGUUUGGCUGUCACAAAGAGAAUCCUAAAGCAAGCAAAUUGGAAUAGUGUGGAUGACCUUCAUGGUUUUUUCUCAAAUAUAAAUACACUUUUUGUAGAUACCAAAGCCAAUACAUUUAUCAUCUAUGGAGAUUCUUGGGCUAUUAUAACAUUCAACACUUUGGUGCAUCUAGGAAAUUCUGACCAUGAGGAAAAUGUAUUAUUGAGAAAGGUAUGGAUUAUGACAGGCCAGAUUGAUUUUGCAGCAUCAGGCCUUCAAAGAGGAGUCAAUUUUCAGUUUUUCCAAGGUGCCAUUUCCUUCACAGUCCAUUCCAAUGAGAUUCCGGAGUUCCAGAAAUUUCUACAGAAUGUGAGCCCUUAUCGAGCACAAGGCGAUGAUUUUCUCAAGGAAUUCUGGGAGCAAGCUUUCUUUUGUCCACUUGCAGAUCCCCAGCAACCAGUGAAUGUUGAGGAGGCAUGUACUGGGGAAGAGAGGUUGGAAGACCUCCCUGCCCUUGUUUUUGAAAUGCACAUGACUGGUGACAGCUACAGUAUCUAUAAUGCUGUCUAUGCUGUGGCACAUGCUUUGCAUGCCAUGUACAUAUCUAAAUCUAAGCACAGGUCAACGAUGGGGGCUAAAUCUGUUGAACUUCAAGAUCUCCAUCCUUGGCAGCUCCACCCAUUUCUUCAAGAUAUUUUGGUUAACAAUUCAGCUGGAGAAAUGCUAUCAUUCAAUGAUAACAAGGAAAUGGAAGGUGGAUUUGACCUCAUAAACCUGGUCACGUUCUCAAACUGUUCUUUCCUCAGACUGAGAGUUGGAAGGGUGGAUCCCAGUGCUUCCAAAGGAGAAGGCUUCAGCAUCAAUGAGGAGAUGAUCGUGUGGCAAACCCAUUUUGACCAGACGGUGCCCCUCUCUGUAUGCAAUAGCCCCUGCUACCCUGGUAAUUUGAAAAAGAAGAAAGAAGGGGAGAAAUUUUGCUGCUACGAUUGUGAGGAAUGUCCAGAAGGGAAGAUUUCAGACAAGAAAGAUAUGGAUGAUUGCUUCAAAUGCCCAGAAGAUCAAUAUCCAAAUAAGGACCAUGAUCAAUGUAUUCCCAAGAAAAUAAGCUUUCUGUCAUAUCAAGAUCCCUUAGGGAUCACUUUUGCUUCAGUUGCCCUUUCUUCAUCCUUGAUGACUGCUUUGGUGUUUGGAAUUUUCAUUAAACACAGGGAUACCCCCAUAGUCAAAGCAAACAACCGGGAUAUCACCUACACACUCCUGGUCUCCCUCCUACUCUGCUUCCUUUCAUCUUUACUAUUUGUCGGGCAGCCUAGCAAGGUUACUUGCUUCCUUCGACAAACUGCUUUCAGCAUCAUCUUCUCAGUGGCUGUUUCUUGUGUCUUGGCCAAAACCGUCACUGUGUGUGUAGCUUUCAUGGCCACCAAGCCAGGGUCCAGCAUGAGGAAGUGGGUGGGCAAAAGACUGGCCAACUCCAUUGUCCUUUCCUGUUCCCUUCUUCAAGGCGCCAUUUGUACAGUGUGUAUAGUCAAAUCUCCCCCAUUCCCAGCUAUAGAUAAAGACUCAGUGAUGGAAGAGAUUGUGCUAGAAUGCAAUGAAGGCUCUGUUAUGAUGUUUUACAUUGUCCUGGGCUACAUGGGACUUCUCUCCCUCAUCAGCUUGAUUGUGGCCUUCCUAGCCAGGAAACUGCCAGAUAGUUUCAACGAAGCCAAGUUCAUCACCUUCAGCAUGCUGAUCUUUUGUAGUGUUUGGUUGUCUUUUGUACCAACCUACCUGAGCACCAAAGGGAAAUACAUGGUCGCCGUGGAGACCUUCUCCAUGUUGGCCUCUAGUGUUGGGUUACUGGCUUGUAUCUUUUCACCCAAAUGCUUCAUUAUUCUUCUGCGGCCUGAGCUGAACAACAGAGAGCAACUAAUAUGGAAGAAAACAUCAAGAAUCUGA